This is a messenger RNA of Penaeus chinensis, 1132 nucleotides long. RefSeq lists its product as uncharacterized. The transcript has 4 exons. NCBI's taxonomy places the organism in Eukaryota, Metazoa, Arthropoda, Malacostraca, Decapoda, Penaeidae. Gene Ontology annotation, cellular component: extracellular matrix. Bases 51 to 821 code for a protein of 256 amino acids. The record is from RefSeq and is a predicted model, not a curated record.
GUCACACUCACUACUUCCCUUCCUCCCUCACUCCCUCCGCAAUCGAGGCCAUGGCGACUAAACAGUUCCUGAUCCUGAGCGUGCUUGUAGCAGCCAUCACAGCGGCGCCGCAGUUCCCUAUUGACGACGAAACGCCCAUUCCUCACGACUUCGCAUAUGGCGUCGAAGUCUCGGACACAGGAGAUGCGAAGGAACACAAGCAGACUGUAUCUCCUUCAGGAAGAACCGAGGGCGAAUACCGAUGGCUUCAGCCCGACGGUCUGUACACCGUCGUCAGGUACUACGUGGACGGCGACUCCGGAUUCCAGGCCGAGGUGAGCGUGGAGCCAGGACCCGCCAUCGGAAACUACUACACCAACUCCCUCAGCCAAGAGAGUUCCUCGGGAGCCGCUUCCGCCUCGUCUCAGAAUUUCGCUCGCAGCUUCGACUCCCAGCAAUCGAGCCUCGGGAGGAACGUCAACGUGAUCAGCGCCCCCAGACCCGCCCCCAGACCCGCCCCUAGACCUAUCCAGGCCGCCUUUAGACCCGCCCCCAGACCUACCCAGGCCGCCUUCAGACCCGCCCCCAGACCUACCCAGUCCGCCUUCAGACCCGCCCCUCGACCCACCUUCAACGCAGGGUUCAACACGCAGCCGCAGCAAACUUUCGGAGUGAUCAACGGCGGUUUCAUUGACGGAGGCAUCAUCGACGGAGGAAUCAUCGACGGAGGAAUCAUCGACGGCGGCAUUAUCGAUGGAGGAAUCAUCAACCCCGAAUUCGACGACGAUUCCUUCGAAAACACGGCCGUAAUUCUUACAAAUAACAACAGGUUCCGUGGGUGAACAAAAUAACAUCGCCAUUUAUACGAAACUUUCACCUCCUUUUCGCAAGAUAGUGUAGUGAUUACUGAUUAGCAGACAACAAGAGGUAAAUAUUAACACGCAAAAUCUCACAACGGUGAUUUUCUCUUUAUAUUUGGUCUAUAAUUCUGCCUUGUGGUCUGUAAGUAUUGUUAAUAUAAAUAUUUAUUGUGAUUUCUAUAGCUAUACAAUCGGCAAUCACUACUCUGUAUCGAAAUGGAGUACAUGUACCUUACUCUAUUAUGCAUAAUUUUGUAUGCCUGUGUUGUUUACAAUAAACGACAAAAGAUUUA